Anopheles coustani is the source of this 3570-nucleotide messenger RNA. Its product is annotated as beta-1,4-N-acetylgalactosaminyltransferase bre-4. Bases 658 to 2349 code for a protein of 563 amino acids. Gene Ontology annotation, molecular function: N-acetyl-beta-glucosaminyl-derivative 4-beta-N-acetylgalactosaminyltransferase activity. The transcript has 7 exons. Gene Ontology annotation, biological process: glycosphingolipid biosynthetic process; carbohydrate metabolic process. The record is from RefSeq and is a predicted model, not a curated record. Lineage: Eukaryota; Metazoa; Arthropoda; Insecta; Diptera; Culicidae.
UCUAGCCUCCACAUACGAUUGAAUUUGAUAUUGCACUGGAUGUUAUUGUCGUCAUAGAGUACGGUAUUGAUUCAAUAAAUCAACCACCAAACGUGAUUCAGCUUCUAGUGUACUUAUUUUCCGCCCAAUAAUACAAUCGAAAAGUCUAACAACACACGUGUCGUACCCAAUUCAGGGAAAAGUGAUUUCGAUGAUUAUUUUUCGUGCUAUCGCGCUAAGUGGAUGUACAAAAUGACGAAAAGGUGCCUGCCGGGUGUGACUGUGAUCAUUUGACUGCUGUUUUAUCCUUCAUUUCCACUUUUCGCCGAGUUGGAACAUAUUUACAAUAAGUUUUUUAAAGUUGGCUAAUUUUUUGUUGAUGAGAUACGGUCUACUCAUUAUUGGAAGUUUUGUUUACUAAAAGGGGUUCUGCAUCGUGAAGCAAUAAAAAGUGAAAAGCAUACGAACAUCACCGUGCAGUGGUUUUACACAUAAAUAUAAUGAAAAGUUUCGACCUUGGUGCCGUGAUCUAUCCCCAACACAAUGAGAGUAGAACCUUGAAUGGCAAUAUUUAGGUGUUUUCCAAAAGCCAAGGAAAAAUAAACAUCACAAAGCCAAUGUAGAGGUGGAAAACAGCAGACUUAUUUCCUGAACAGAAACCUUACCGUAAAUGGACCCAUGGCUUUCUGCAACCGUACGCUUGCUAUCAAGGCGGCGUUGGGAGCUGGCUUUUUGCUUAUCCUACUGAAUCUUUUAAACUCCAAGUUGGACAGUUCGACAACACCGAAUACAUACUCACGCUUUGGUGCUACCCAUUGGCCAAAGCGAACACAUGCCAGUUCUGAGAGACAAUCCCUCCCAUCCUCCGACACCGAUGGCGGGAAAGGGAAUAUAUUAGCGCAACAAAAAGACCACCAACAAACCGACAACGACACUUCACCCGGUAUCGAUGAAUUGUCGAAGGAAAUUCAAAAUGCAUCGAAAUUUGCCCUUCCAUCUGGUGCAGUUGAUUUGAUUUCGCGGCAUAAUAUUUCACUUGGCGGGAAUAAUAGUAAUCUUCCACAGAACGGGGAGCAAUAUAUGCGCGGGGUCACUGGAGCAUUGCGAGGUGUCAUUUCAAGACCGAAAUAUCUUAAGAAACAACAAAACGUGAUACAAAAUUUAAAAAAUAAGUCAACAAAUCGCACAAACAUUACAUUGGGAGAGAAGAUGGGCGGUAAUAAGACAAAUAAUGAUGAUUCCAACAACGUAACCUCCCUGAACGAUAUCUCUAACACAUCUGGUACUGGUAGUUACAAUAGUAUCAUUAGUAAUAGCAACGGCACAACUAGAAGAAGUAACGAAAUGAAGAAUAAUUUUAAGCCAAAAAGUGAAAGCGUAGGAAAAAAUAACACAACGAUUGGAGCUUCUAACAUAGUUGAGUCUCACACAGCGCUUCCAGCCAAACAGGAUGCAAUUGUAAGUGCAUCUCCGAGGAUAGGAGAUAUUCCUGAAUUCUCAAUUGAUAGCAAUCGGGUUGAUGAGGGCACGUUGCGUAACUUUUUCGAUAAGUUUACCAUUAACAGCUGCCCACCCAUUCCACCAAAUCUCGAUGGACCAAUUGACGUAGAUGUUACGUACGAACCACUGAGUGUGAUAGAGAAACGAUUCACCGACAAACUACAACCCGGCGGUCAGUAUGCACCACCCGAUUGCACUGCAAGGAAUCGGGUCGCAAUUAUCGUACCGUAUCGGGAUCGCGAACAACACCUGCCAAUCUUUCUGAAGAACAUACAUGCGCUUCUGAUGAAGCAGCAGCUCGAGUAUGGCAUUUACAUUGUGGAGCAGACAGCCGGUUCUUCGUUCAAUCGGGCUGCAUUGAUGAACAUCGGGUUCGUCGAGGCAAUGAAGCAGAAAAAUUGGGAGUGUAUGGUGUUUCACGACAUUGAUCUGUUGCCGAUGGAUGACCGUAAUCUUUACUCAUGUCCUGAUCAACCUCGACACAUGUCCGUGGCAGUGGAUACCUUCAGUUUCAAGCUACCUUACAGCACAAUUUUUGGAGGAGUGUCCGCGAUGACCGAGAAACAAUUUCGAAUGGUCAACGGGUUCUCAAAUUCGUUCUGGGGCUGGGGUGGCGAAGACGACGAUAUGUCGAACAGGUUGAAGCAUGUUGGAUUUCACAUCGCACGUUAUCCAGUCAAUAUUGCUCGAUAUACAAUGCUCAACCACAAAAAAGAGAAAGCGAACCCCAAGCGAUAUGAAAAAUUAGUAAACGGUGCAAAACGAUACGAUAGCGAUGGGCUCAACUCUUUGCACUAUCAACUUGUAAACUUAAUACGGAAACCACUAUACACCUGGAUUCACGUGGAAAUUUCCCCGGACGGCAGCUGAUGAUUAUCGUUUCUAGCAGAUUGGCUAGGAUAAACACAUCUAAAUGAAAACCCCAAACGGCAUAACAUCAUUCAAGUUUUGCAAAGAAAAAACUUCAACUAAUUUGCAAACCUAUGGGCCAUCUUCGAAUGGGUCCAUUUUUUAACAGCAUAAAAAAAUCACAACGUUCGUAAGUCAAGCUAUCUCAAGAUUUUUUUAAUGUAUAUAAUUUCGUAAAAAUGUCUUUCGUAUAUAAGUUUGGUUUAUUUGUAAAAGUAUUUAACUGCGUUUAUUUAACUAUUCGCACAUAUUAACAGGAGAACACAGUUCUCAAACCUCUUGAUGGCUGUCCUGUUACCCUUGUGAGUGGAAAUGUGAUAUAGUGGAAUAUCAUAAAUCUGGCCGUCGUUUUGGAUACAUUAUCUUUUCAUGUCGAAUGAAAGAUAAACCAACAGUUAAAGCGCACAACAAAGUAGGUAAAUUUAGUUGUAAUUGCAGAAAUAAAAUCCGUCUGAUUUGGUUUUCUGAAUUGUAAUAUGGAAUCUCCUCGGAAAUCAUUAUCGUGAUCUGUAGCUUGUGUACAUAUAUCUAUUUCAAAAGAAAAUAUUCGGGCAUGUCAAGAUACGUUUACAUAAAUAUUUAAAAAAUCAUUGGAUAUUAUAACUAAUGAGGCAGUGAUACCUAUGAAACAUCAUCGUUAAAAGGCUAUUAAAAUGGCAACAUUAAACAACAGACCUUCUAAAGUUAGGUUGUAGGUGAAUCAUCCAAUUUUGAUUUAUUUCGCUUGUUACUUAAUCCCACUCAUCGAUCGCGCAUACGAUCGACUGUAUGCAUAAUUUAACCUCAAAAAAGAAAACUAAUGGAAUAGAUAAAACUCUUGGAACUAUCCUCAAGCAAUUCAUACUUGCUUAGUCUUUGAUUAUAUUGAACUGAAUGCAACAAAUAGAUUUAGAUAGUCUAUGUUACGACAAAUAAACAAAACUACAUGACAAAGACAUACAGUAGCUUGGUCUGCUUGUAUGUUUCAAACUAUCCAGUUUUUUCUCUUAGGAAUCAAAUUAACAGACUUCUGUUUUAUAUUGCAAACAAAAUGUUAUUUAAAAAAACAUAAAUUAUAUAGAGCUUUUCUCACACAAAAGUAUCAUUUUAUAACCGAUCAAUUUUUCUAUGAAGGUAGUGUCCUAGAGAAAAGAGAAAUUAUACAAUUACUUGUUCUUCCGUCCUCGUUAAAAUAAUGUUUUC